Molecule: messenger RNA, 4107 nt
Organism: Pseudopipra pipra
Lineage: Eukaryota; Metazoa; Chordata; Aves; Passeriformes; Pipridae
Gene: TMEM67
Product: transmembrane protein 67
Exons: 28
Coding region: 30-2981 (983 amino acids)
Biological process (GO): cilium assembly
Cellular component (GO): ciliary transition zone; MKS complex
Source: RefSeq, a predicted model, not a curated record
UCGCCGUAGCGGUGGUGCGCGCCGUGGCCAUGGCAGCGGGGGGCCGCGGUGCCGCCGCCGCCGCGCUGCUCAUGGCGGUGUCGGUGGCGCUGCCUCCCGCCCGCGCCUUUUCCGUCCCGCUCCAGCGCCCCGCCGCCUGCGCCACCGACCGCUACUUCGACAGCUCCCGCCUGGCCUGCGCGCCCUGCGGAGCCCACCAGCGGCAGAGCGCCGGCGGUAGUUCCUGUGUAUGUGAGCCAGGAUACAGGAUGGUUUCCAGUAAUGGUGGGUUCUCUGUUACUUGUGAAAAAUGCCCAGAAAAUAUGAGCGGAGUUACUCAGGAUGGGUGGAAUUGUAUUACUUGCCCUAAAGGCCUGACUUUGGAAGGAAAAUGUAAAUGCCCCAAUAAUGAAAUAUUAGUGGAAAGAAGCAUCGAUGGCAUCUUGCUUAACGAAGCAUUGUGCAUACAUUGUAAUGGAAGUGAGCAGUCCUUCUCUGCUUCAGAUGCAUCAGGAAGUAGGUGUGUGAGAUGUGAAAAAACAUUCAUCCAUGUAAGCAAGUCUUGUGACUGCAGCAGCCCAAACAUUCUGACCGGGGGAUUGUGUUUCUUUGCUCAGGAAAGUUUACCCCCAAAGGGAGUUGCAACUGUUCGUUUUGCACAGCUAGGUAUAACACUGACAUCUGCGUGGUUUCUGAAAAACCUGCAGUCCUCAGCCUUUGCCUGUUGGUUGUACUCAAAUGUAACAGCAUGCCAAGCUCUUGGAAAUAUGUGUGUGAUGAAUAUGAACUCAUUGAGUUCUUCAAGUACUGAUGCCUGUGGUUUAUUUCAAUAUAUUUUUAUCGGUACAGCAAGACUAGGCAUCAUUCAUUCAAUAGCCUACUGGAGGCAUAAUCUUCCAUGGCUGUAUUAUGGUGAUCAACCAGGAUUAGCUUCUCAAGUGCUUGAGAAAAAUCAUUUCCCUACAACCUUCAGUUUUAAAGGAAGAGAUAAGGAUGUGAAGCUGCAAUUUAUUGCAGCCUCGUUUGAUGCAGCAGGAAACUUUCUUAAAUGGCAAAGUUUGGAAGGAGGCAUCUUACAGCUUUGUCCUGAUACAGAAACUAAAUUGGAUGCAGCUUAUACAUUUGGAACAACUUACCAACAAAGUUGCAAAAUUUCAGUUUCUAAGAUUUUAUUGGAUUUUGCUAAUCCAAUCUUUUAUGACCUGUUCCUUGAAUAUAAUGACGACAAUGGACAACAACAUCUUUGGGCUGUGCCAGUUUUAAAUUUGAAUCUUCAGUACAACGAAAAGUUUGUUAAUCAAGGUACUAAUAUGAACAACUGGCUUUUGACUCGUCGAUUUUUUUUGGUGGAUACGCUUAGUGGAAAAGAGACUGACUUGGGAAAACCACCAAGGGUAAUUCGGAUUGCUACCGAAAUAGCAAUAAGUAUUCGUCUGGUAUCCCAUAUGCAGAGAGGAACCAUCUACCCUCCUCUAAUUUCUAUUGCUUACACGGAUGUGCUUGUCCAAAACCCUGAAAUCCAGAGUGUGAUGGUUUCAUUCUCAGUCAAUUAUGAGAUGGAUCAGUCAGAGGCUCGGAUUCAGACUGAUGUUGCAUUGGGUGUGUUGGGUGGGCUUGCAGUGUUAUGGUCCCUUCUCAAGACUGCGGGCUGGAAGAGGCGUACAGGAAGCUCUAUAAUUGACUUGCAGACAGUUUUCAAGUUCUUACUGUUUUAUGCUGGAGACCUUGCCAACGUUUUCUUUAUCAUCACAGUGGGCACAGGGAUUUAUUGGCUUGUAUUCUUCAAAGCUCAGCAGUUUGUCUCUGUCCUUUUACCACUUCCAUCUCAAGAAGAAGAUUUUGUUACAUACGUAGCAUGUGCAUUUAGUUUAAAGGCUCUGCAAUUCUUACAGUUGCUGAUUUCACAACUUACUGUAGAUAUUUUCUUUAUUGACUGGGAAAGACCUAAAGGCAAAGUUCUUAAGGCAGUUGAAGGUGAAGGUGUUAUUAAAAGUGCUGCUGCACCUGUGAGCAUAUGGAGGACAUAUUUUAUAGCAAAUGAAUGGAAUGAGAUUCAGACAGUGAGGAAGAUAAAUCCCCUCUUUCAAGUGCUUGCAGUUCUUUUUUUUUUGGAGGUGGUAGGAUUUUCAAACCUGGCUUUAAUGGAUGCUUCUUCCAGUCUUACAAGAAGCAGUGAGAGCUACGUAGCUCCUUGGAGCCGCAUUUUAAGAUUUGGUGUGUCUGUUGCACUCUGGAUAGCCAUUGCCAUCCUACAGGUUAUAUUUUUUUCUGUGUUUUAUGAAAGAUUUGUUGAAGAUAAGAUCAGCCAAUUUGUUGACUUGUGUUGCGUGAGCAAUAUUUCAGUGUUUCUCUUGUCACACAACUGCUUUGGUUAUUAUAUCCACGGUCGCUCAGUGCAUGGACACGCAGAUACCAAUAUGGAAGAAAUGAAUAUGAACCUAAAGAGAGAAGCAGAAAAUCUGUGUAGUCAGAGAGGUUUGUUACCGAACACAGAUGGGCAGACAUUUCAAAUUUCCAUUUCAAGAAAAAUGCGACUGCACUAUGACUGGAUUCAUGAAACCCUAACAAGAAAACGUGGUCCUGCAAGGCUUUUGGAGUCAUCUGCAAAUACCUUCGAACAAAGCACAAGGGCGUACAACACCAUGAACAAAUUUCUCGGUUCUUUUAUUGAUCACGUUCAUAAAGAAAUGGAUUAUAUUGUUAAAGAUAAGUUGCUGCUUGAACGGAUUCUUGGCAUGGAGUUCAUGGAACCAAUAGAGAAAAGUAUUUUUUAUAAUGAUGAAGGACACUCUUUCAUUGAUGUUCUCUACUAUGGAAAUGAAACAACGCUGCUCAUUUUCGAUAUCCUGUUUUUCUCCGUUGUGGAUCUGGCUUCCCAAAGUUUUGUUUUAGCAGCUAUUCUGACAUAUUUGCAACAAGAGAUAUUUAGGUUUAUCCGUAAUACACUUGGGCAGAAGAAUUUGGCAUCCAAAACCUUGGUGGAUGAAAGAUUUCUCAUUUAAUUAAGAAGAUGAAAAAUUUCGUUGAGGAGUUAAUUGUGGAAAUUAUGUCCAUGAUCAAAGCAUCUCUGAUCUGCAGAUUAUUUGUACAGCAUUUUCAAUAAUAAUAAUGUAAUGGGUUUGAAAUGUGUCGGGUUUUAUACUGUGUAGUAGUAAGCUUUAUUUUUCUGUAUUUACAGAUUUAUUUUUAAUUUGUGAACACUGAGACAUAGGCCUUUAAAAGGAAAUGUACAUGCAAAUAAGACAGAAGUAAACUUACUGUAGUUAUUUUUAGAAUAAGAUAACAAUUAGUUAUUGGCUUUUGAUAAUAUAUGGACCAGUCACUUUGAGGCAAUAAUUUGAGCAUCGGUUGACAGGAGAGGUUGUCAACUCUGAAGUUGUCUGAAAAUACCUUAAAUCUUUUUUUUUAUUUUUUUUAAAUUUAUUUUGAGGUGUAAUUGAGCAAACAUAUUUCCAGUUUUACACAGCACAGGAUUUGUUCUGAAUUAAGUUAAUCUUUCAGGAGGACAUUUUAAAGAUCACUUAUUUGUGGUGACUCCAGUUUAAAAUUUUAACUUUUUCUUAUUGUGUCAUAGUAUUGUAUGCUUCUGUGUCUUCUCUUGGAGUUUACCAUUGUUUUUCUUGGGUGUGGCCUACACAUGACAUCCCAUGUGUUUGAGAUCCAGUGGUGUUAUAGUGAUGGAGAAAAACAGGCCAGUUAUAAUAGAGCAGAGGAGACAGUUAUCUGCAUUUGGGGUUUGUUCCUGAUCUUCUGUCAUCUGAUGCAAGAUGCUCAGGGGAAAAACAGUAAUUAUUCUGUUCAGUUUUUCUGCACAAGGGAAGUUGAAGCAAUUGUUCGAUCAUUUUAGAAGUGUUUACACAUGUGCUCAUGUACCUUUGUCUCUCUUAAUUUUCUGACUUUAUUAUCUUUGGAUAUAACACAAAGACCAUAAUUGUUUUACGGUCAUCAUAUUUUUGGCAUUUAGACAAGUUAAUAAUUAUUCAAGUGCCACUUAUUCAGUGUUAAGGGAGAUUAUGAAUGGCUUUCAAAUCACCUUAAAAUGAGAUGCCUACUUCCCAUUUUUACCACUGAAAAGUCUCCCUACCUUUUUUAUACUUCAAAUUUUUUCAAUAAAUGGUUAAACAUGAA